UCUUCUUCUUCUUCUUCUUCUUAGGCACUGAGUCUGGUGGUAAAGCUGGGAGCAUAGGUAAAGAAUGAUGUAAUGCAGUAGCAGCCCAAAAGCAUCUUUUGUUUGAAUUGUGAAAUGGCUACUCCAUAGUUGGUUCCUGAUGAAUCAGAUGUGAGGGGCUGCUUUGUGGAAUGAGUCCUUUGUAGCAGCGCAUCAACUGGAAGCAGGAGACAUUCACUUGGAGGGCUCUUUCUGAAAAUGGGUUUAACUUUUCUUUUGCCAGCCACUACCAGCAUGACCUCAUACACUUUCAGUACAAUGGAGUGGCUAAGCCUUUGAGUACAUAGCCAUUACAUCAUCUCUGCAAAUUAGAGAGGGAGGUGGUAAAAGAGGCCUUAUUGUUGUCAUGGCUGAUGAGGUGAUCAGGACUCAACUCAUGGUUGCUGAGAGAUUGGCGGCUUUACUGGAAAGUGGCACAGAAAAAUUGCUACUGAUUGAUAGCCGCCCCUUUGUGGAAUACAAUACGUUCCACAUCUCGGAUGCUAUCAAUAUCAACUGCUCCAAGCUUAUGAAGCGGAGGCUGCAGCAGGACAAAGUGGUGAUUACAGAACUCAUUCAACAUUCAGCAAAACACAAGAUUGAGACUGACUGCAAGCAGGAGGUGGUGGUAUAUGAUCACAGUUCCAAGGAUGUUGCCUCUCUCUCAUCUGACUGCUUUCUUACUGUACUUCUGGGCAAGCUGGAGAACAACUUCAACUCUGUACACUUACUUUCAGGUGGGUUUGCUGAAUUCUCCAGCUGUUUCCCUGGUCUCUGUAAAGGAAAAUCAGUUCUAGUCCCUACUUGUCUUUCUCAACCUUGCUUACCUGUCUCCAACAUUGGUCCAACCAGAAUUCUGCCUCAUCUUUACUUAGGUUGUCAACGAGAUGUCCUCAACAAGGAGUUGAUGCAGCAGAAUGCUAUCGAUUAUGUAUUAAAUGCAAGCAAUACCUGUCCAAAGCCUGACUUCAUCCCAGAGUCCCAUUUCUUGAGAGUACCUGUGAAUGACAGCUUCUGUGAGAAAAUUUUGCCUUGGUUGGACAAAUCAGUUGAUUUUAUUGAGAAAGCAAAAGCCUCAAAUGGGCGAGUUCUAGUGCACUGUUUAGCAGGGAUCUCCCGCUCUGCCACAAUUGCUGUUGCAUACAUCAUGAAGAGAAUGGACAUGUCCCUUGAUGAAGCUUACAGAUUUGUGAAAGAAAAGAGACCCACCAUUUCUCCCAACUUCAAUUUCCUGGGCCAGCUGCUGGAUUUUGAGAAGAAGAUUAAGACCCAGACAGGGCAGCCCGGUCCAAUCAGCAAGCUGAAGCGUUUGCAUUUGGAGAAAAGCAGCGAGCAUGGACUGGUCCCAGAAGGUGGACAGAGCAGUGGCCUCUCCACUAAUCAGCUUGGCCCUAUCUCUACCUCUGAGACUGUGGAGCAGAAGCCAGUGGACUCUGCAAGUCUGCCAUGCUUGCAUUCACCAUUGUUAGAGGACAGCCCGCUGGUGCAGGGUAUAAACGGACUCCACGUGUCCUCGGACAAGGUAGAAGACAGCAACAGACUGAAGCGCUCGUUUUCUCUGGAUAUCAAAUCAGUAUCCUACUCAGCAAGCAGCAGCUGUGUGACUGCAUCGGUGCAAGGUUUUGCUGCGUCCGAGGACGCUUUAAAGCAGUUGAAUGUUUGUAGUAUUCUAGAUGGCAGCAACAAGCUGUGUCAGUUCUCCCCUGUCCAGGAAGUUUCAGAGCAGACGCCAGAGACCACCCCUGAUAAAGAGGAGGCAAAUCCUCCUGAGACCGUUCAGAAUGCCUGGCACCUGGAUAGCCAGAGCAAGCGGCAGCACAUGGGGAGAAGCACCAACAGCAGCACAAUUCAAAGGUCACUGUUGUACCCACUACAUCGGAGUGGGAGCAUGGAAGACAACUACAGAACAAACUUCCUGUUUGGGCUUUCCACCAGUCAGCAACAUUUGGGAAAGUCUGCUGCUGGGCUGGGCCUCAAAGGUUGGCACUCUGACAUCUUAGCUCCUCAGACAUCCACCACGUCCCUCACCAACAGCUGGUAUUUUGCUACGGAAUCCUCACACUUCUACUCUGCUUCUGCAAUCUAUGGGAGCAAUGCCACUUACUCUGCUUACAGCUGCAGCCAGCUGCCGACUGGCUGUGACCAGGCAGGCGCUGUGCGCAGGAGGCAGAAGCAGAGUGACCGAGGGGACUCAAGACGCAGCUGGCAUGAGGAAAGCUCCUUUGAAAAGCAGUUUAAGCGGAGAAGCUGCCAGAUGGAAUUUGGGGAGAGCAUCAUGUCAGAAAACAGAUCCCGAGAGGAACUGGGAAAAGUAGGCAGCCAGUCUAGUUUUUCAGGCAGCAUGGAAAUCAUUGAAGUAUCCUGAGAAAUGGCAGACAAUUGUGACACUGUAGCUGGUUUAUUUUUCCCAUUGUUUAAAACAAUUCCCUGUAAAUCUGAAAUUUUUUUAACCGGGGCUUCAGUUUCAAGGCAAUGAAUAGAUUUAUACAAGACAUGAAAAACUAAUAUCUGCACUGGGGAUAUUGCUUUUUUGUUUUUCUUCCCCUUAAGAUGGAAGGCUAGCUGUUUCAGAAAUUUUUCCUGACAGAUGAGGUAGUUGUGUAACUGUGUAACAAACUGCACAUCCUUUAAACAAAGUUCUGUUGGUGACCGGACAUCUUCCUGGUUCCACCAAGACAUAUUGCUGAAAAAAAAAAUCACAAACUAAUUCUAGUCCUUUCCCUCAAUUCCUCCUCCCCCCCUAAUCAACCAUGCACCUUAGCCCUGAGACUGAGCCAGCUUCUUGAUAGAGAUCUUUUUCUUUAAGGGCAAAGAGGUGGUGAAUCCAAGCAAGUGAUAACUGAUCACAGCAAGGCUGGGUUAAAAACCAACUCUCAGACCAUAUUGAUGUUGUGAUUAUUCUAAUCGGCAGGUUUGAGGUGACUUGCCAGAAAGCUGCUUUAGAGCAAAACUCGUACCUCAAAAAAUAAAACAAACUAGAACUUUCCUGGCUACCCACUCUCUGGUAGUCAGUUGGCAAGCAGUGUGAAUAGAUGACUGGCCAUACAGUGAUGUCUAUGCACAAGUUUCUCCAUUGGCUUGGAGACUGGUGAUGAAAUGUAAUCUUCUCAAACAUGCUCACUCCCCAUUCAUUUACACAUAACCAGACUGGGUGUUUGUGUGUGAUUGAUGCUGGCUUUCAAGGUGUGGAUCAGUCACCUCUAAAUGGGAUACCAAAGGAAGAACUGAAUGCUAGCUCUUGCACAAUUGCUUUAAAUCUUAUCCCCCAUUCAUGGUGCUAAGUGGCUGGGUGAGAAUUAAAUAGGUGACGAGAGAGCACUUUGGGUUUGUCCUCUACAAAAGUAGUGACAGCAUGAGAACUGCCCCAUGGUACAGACACCCAUCUGUGCUGUCCCCAUUCUCUAAAGGAGAAGGCUUAAUGUCUACUUCCCUCCUUUAAAAAAAAAUUGUUUCCAUAUCCUUGCCCAGAUCAUGAGGAUUCACUCGUAGCUGGGUGCACAUCCCUCUUGUUUAAUCUUCAAACCUUGUUGGACCCACUAACUUCGAUGAGCAGCCUCUAAAGAUGGAGCCUUGAUCAUCCAACAGGGACGGAAGGGAUGCCAUAUUAUCCUUCACAAGCCUUAAGAAAUAAGAUUUUAAAAGAAAUUGAGAGCGUGCUAGAGUGAAGAGAAUUUCCCAUGAUGAUCUAAAACUAACCUGAGACUCUGGCCACUGCAGUCCCUGUUGCCACUGUAGUAGGGCUUUUACACUAAUACAACAUAAUUUUGCUGAUGGCCGGAGUUUUUUAAAUCCUGCCACUGCUGUUUUGUUGUUGUUGCUGGCCAGUACCUGUUUCAGAGCCUUUAAUUAUCUAUUAGAGAUUCUUGCCAAGGAAGAUCUCUUCACUCUCUUGCUGCCAGAGGGGACAGGGAGGGGACUCAUUCGUUUAUUUUAUUAUUUAUUUUGAGAGGAAGAGAACCAGUUGCUGUCUCUCUCAUCAGCCCCUGAUUCUUGUGGUACUGUGAUUGCCACUUCCCCAGGACCCUUUAUAUGCCUUGUUAGAGGAUUAUGGGAUUAAAACAACAAAUGAUACACAGGGGUCUGACCUAAGGUUUUUGUCAUUCAAUCCAGUGUUGACAAAGAUCACAAUGUGAAAAUGCUCUCUGUCCCUUCCAGUGUGCUGCAGUAGGUGCAGGGAAGGGAGGGGGGGAGAUGGGUAGGGGCCCAGUGUUUGUACAGUUUCAGUGCAGGCAGCUGAAAAUACAUACUUACAAAUGAUUAAUGGCUUGUUAAAGCAGUUGGCAGAGGGUUUGUCAGUUAAGCUCUGGUAGUCCCUGAAGCCCUAGUUCAAGUCAGCAGCUUGUUUUAGUUCUUUACUGUAGGUGUAGCUAGUUGGUGACUCAAAUCUCAGGUUUUACUAUAUUGAGAAAUGGACAGGAUUUUGUCUUUUUGUUUGUGGCUAGGAUGUGACUUAGUGUCCUAUGAUGAACUAUUUGAAGACUAGCACUGAGAGAAAGCUUCAGAGUUGAUUAACUUGAUCCUAAAGAGUGCAAGACACACAGGCUGCAAUGGGAAUGGUUGAAUCCAUAGACUGUGUUUGUUGUGGGUGUGUGAAAUGCAGGAAGAGGGUAGUUUGGGCAAGGGUGUAGGUGGAUAUCACACUGUAAAGCAUAUCAGGUCUUGGCUAACCCAUUUACACAUUGCUACUUAUUUUAUGUACCAAGUGACUUAGCAUAUAAGCACACAAUGUGUGUAAUAUACAGAACAUCUCAUGUAAUCCAGAUUUCAGUUAAAACUACUUUAACAGUUGGAAUCAAAUAUUUCACAAGAAAGGGGUUUGGAAAGUAUAUUAAAGACAUCCCUCCCAGCAGAAACACAGUUGAGAUCUUCUUGGCUCUUUCUGGGAAACUUUAAACAAACAAAACAAAACUUUUUUUUUCCUUUGCAACUGAAAUCUGGUCUUAUUGCAAACUCAAUUCCAAGCAUCCUCUAAUCAACUGUUAAAUCAUGGCAGGAUCAGCAGUCUCUUGGUUAGGGCUGUUGAGCACAACAUAAUGGGAGAAGGAAGCCUUGUAGCCUGUGUAGGCGUGGUAUCUUGUCUCAGUUCUGUACUAGUAUCCUGUACCUGAGAGAGGCUGGAAAAUGACUUUAAGAAGUUUGGAAAGUGAGGUGGAGGCAGGGGUUGGGGGGAGAAGUGUGUAAAUGUUUCAUCUGAAUAUAAUGUUCUUUGGUGUAUGGCAAGCUGUUUAAAUGGUUCAAAGAUGACUCUCUCAAGAGCAUUACUUGUAUGUUAUGAUGAAUAAAAUCAGAAGUGGUACCUGUUUC
Pelodiscus sinensis (Chinese soft-shelled turtle) is the source of this 5322-nucleotide messenger RNA. NCBI's taxonomy places the organism in Eukaryota, Metazoa, Chordata, Testudines, Trionychidae. The record is from RefSeq and is a predicted model, not a curated record.